This is a messenger RNA of Stegastes partitus (bicolor damselfish), 2682 nucleotides long. It is a transcript of the gene gjb7, whose product is annotated as gap junction protein beta 7. NCBI's taxonomy places the organism in Eukaryota, Metazoa, Chordata, Actinopteri, Pomacentridae. Gene Ontology annotation, biological process: cell-cell signaling. Gene Ontology annotation, cellular component: connexin complex. Gene Ontology annotation, molecular function: gap junction channel activity. The record is from RefSeq and is a predicted model, not a curated record. Bases 74 to 865 code for a protein of 263 amino acids. The transcript is spliced from 2 exons.
GUGCAGGCAGUGGAGGACACAGACCCGACACCACCUGCUGCUACAGAAGAUAACCCAAGGGCAUCAGAAGAAGAUGAACUGGGGUUUUUUGGAGAACGUCCUGAGUGGGGUGAACAAGUACUCCACUGUGAUUGGCCGCAUCUGGCUGUCUGUGGUCUUUCUCUUCAGGAUCUUGGUGUACGUGGCAGCGGCUGAGCAGGUGUGGAAAGACGAACAGAAGGAUUUUGUGUGCAACACGCAGCAGCCCGGCUGUGAGAACGCCUGCUUCGACCACUUCUUCCCCAUCUCCCAGGUGCGUCUGUGGGCUCUGCAGCUCAUCAUGGUGUCCACCCCUUCCCUGUUGGUAGCCCUGCAUGUGGCCUACAGGGAGCACCGGGAGGCCAAACACAAGCGAAAGCUGUACCAGGACAAAGGGAGCAUCGAUGGAGGUCUUUUCUGCACCUACACCGUCAGCCUGGUCUUCAAGACGGCCUUUGAAGUCGGCUCCCUGCUUGCUUUCUACUUCCUGUACAACGGCUUUGAGGUGCCCAUACUUCUGCAGUGCAGCGAGAGUCCGUGCCCCAACACGGUGGACUGUUUCAUUGGCAAAGCCACAGAGAAGAAGAUCUUCCUCUACAUCAUGGGCUGCACCUCCAUCCUGUGCAUCGCCUUGAACUUCGUGGAGCUCAUGUACAUUGUUUGGAAGCAGCUGUGGAAAUGUUUCAGCAAGCGGUACAUCCCGGUGAAACAGAAGCCUGCUGAGCCACCUGUUUCCAUUGUCAACAGGUUUGCCACAGCUGAGCCCACAGCAAACACAGAGGUCUGUGGCAUAGAGGCUGAACCUGCGCCUGCACCCGCUGCUGAAAACCUGCCCGUCCAGUCCUGAAAGGCUGGGACUGACCCACAGCUCUGGUUCCCAUCUCAUUGUGAAACUACAGUGAAACUUUUGUUUACCUGAACUAACAUGGAUGCUGGUCACUAGUGUCUCUUUUUACAACCUGGGCUAUUUAAAAAAAAGCAGCUACAUAGAUUUAAGUUUGGUCUAAACUGAGAAAAGAGUCAUAUCAUUUAGUAGUCUGACCAAACACUACAGAUAUUGACACAAAUUAAAUGUUGUUUUACAGCACUAUUUAGCAGAAGACUUUUAUAGUGUCCUCAGGGUGUAAGAGGUAGCUGUGUCAAGUGUAAAAAAAAAACAAAAAACCCUGAUGAUGUCAGCGAUGUUAACAGGUUGAAAAUGACUUUUUCUUUUUAGAGGAACAGUUUUUUUUGCUCGGAAGUUGAAAGCUUGAAAGGUGUGGUAUUUACCAAGCAGGCAUGCUAUCGAGCUGCACCGUAGGAAAUGUGUGUGCAGCUUUUUGGGUGACUUAAACCACGUUAGAGUGCAAAGUUGUAGUCAAAUAGUCCAAAAAUAUGACAUCCUCUGUGUUUUCCUGCUGUGCUAAAAGAAUCUGACUGCACUGAAACUACAAUAUUCAAAAUAUAGAGUAAGAAAAAUCACAUCGUAGAUACUUUGUGCUGGACUAUAUAAAUAUGGACAAAAAUAGUCUACACAGAAACAUAAGUAUAAAACAUACAGAUAAUAUACAGGAUACUACUGCAGUGAAAAUAUAUAUCUGAUAUCUAAUACAAAUUGAGCUGCAACUUUAACUUCGCUUUGAUCAUUUGUUUUUGUGAACGACCAGUUGGUGCGUUACUUUGAAGCUUGUGGCUGUAGGGAAUUGUGGGAUGGUACGUAUUAUCUUCCUUUUGUAAAGGAAGGUCCAGGGUGUCCUACACUCAAAGAGAUAAGAAAGGAAGCACUGAAGCAUGUAGAGAGUCUGACUUGCUCUUGAGCUUGCACUGCAGAUAAUUUCACUCAGUUAGGAACCUUACUAAGCAAGAAAAAAAAGACAGUUCAACAGCAAACUGAAAGGUGUCAUCUAUUGGCUUCUGCUAAUUCAUUUUGAAUUUCUUUUGAAAAUUUGCCUGACUUUUUACUUCAAUCCAAAUGCUGCUUUCAGUGUACUUCCACUCUUCUCUAGAUUUCCGUUACUAGCCCUACCAAUUAAUUGUAUAUAAAGUAUAUUAUAUAGUACAUCUAUUGUAUAUAUGGAAAGGUGUUUUUUUCUUUUCCAUUCUAUCCACAGACACAAGUAAACUGUACAGUAAAUGUGUCUCCACUGUACAUACCCACACAUGUAUCAAACUGAGUCUGGGGAAUGUUGUUGGUUCACCAUAUCUUGCUUGAUUUUGUUAAUAUUUUUAUUUCAUACUUUUAGUCAAGUUAUAAUUCUGAUCGGUGACCAAGUGGCUGAAAAAAAAAAAAAAGACACAACAGCAUGCCAAUCUCGACAUAACUUGUUGUAGUUAUACUGUAUCUGAUAAUAUCUCACAUGAACCAAAACUGUUUAUUCUGAAACUGACAGUUUGUUCCAUCUUUGUUGUGAAUGGUAUCUAUGAGAGGCUAAACUGACUUCUACUAAUAUUGUCUUUAGCAAUAUUUAGCACUGAUUGAAAUAUGUGUAUGAUGCAUUGGAAAGAAAAAUAUUUUCAUUAAAUAAGCAAGACAUUUGGGAUUAGUUGGCAUACUAGUGAAUCACUAAAGAUUUAUUGGUGCAGUUUGUCUAGAAUUGUUGCCUUACAUUUUACAUCAUUUAUUUUAUGCAAUAGCAUUUUAUGAACAUGUCAAGUGCAAUAAUAAAUUCAUAUACAGACAUGGAA